Messenger RNA from Talaromyces proteolyticus, 1245 nucleotides. Its product is annotated as protein hob1. Gene Ontology annotation, molecular function: lipid binding; protein binding. The record is from RefSeq and is a predicted model, not a curated record. The transcript is spliced from 3 exons. Lineage: Eukaryota; Fungi; Ascomycota; Eurotiomycetes; Eurotiales; Trichocomaceae. Gene Ontology annotation, biological process: actin cortical patch localization; endocytosis; plasma membrane tubulation. Gene Ontology annotation, cellular component: mating projection tip; Rvs161p-Rvs167p complex; actin cortical patch. Bases 1 to 1245 code for a protein of 414 amino acids.
AUGAGUUUGAAAGGCCUUGGCAAGAGUUUCGUUCGUGCGCCGCAGCAAUUCAAGGCCAAGUUUAAUAUUGGCGAGCACACCAAGGAUGCUGUCUAUAUUGACGCCGAACGAAGAUUUCAGGAAUUGGAGAAGGAGACGAAGAAGCUUCACGAUGAGUCGAAGAAAUACUUUGACGCCAUCAACGGCAUGCUGAACCACCAGAUUGAAUUUUCCAAGGCGAUGACCGAAUUAUACAAACCCAUCUCAGGCCGCGCUUCUGACCCAAGCAGUUACACGAUUGAAGGAAAUCCCGAAGGCAUCCGGGCAUGUGAGGAAUACGAAGCGAUCGUCCGUGAAUUGCAGGAAAGCUUGGCGCCUGAGCUGGAGAUGAUCGACACACGAAUCAUUAACCCGGCGAACGAGCUUCUCGAUAUCAUCAAAAUCUGCCGGAAGGUGACGGUUAAGCGGGAACAUAAAAAAUUGGAUUAUGAUCGACACCGUGCCACACUUAAGAAGCUCCAAGAUAAGAAGGAGAAGUCGCUCAAGGAUGAAAAGGCGCUAUACAAGGCAGAAAAUGAUGUUGAACAAGCAACAGAAGACUACAACCACUUCAACGAUUUGUUAAAAGAGGAACUGCCAAAACUCUUCGAGCUCGAGGCGGAGUUCAUUCGCCCGCUCUUCCAGUCUUUCUAUUACAUGCAACUAAAUGUGUUCUAUACGUUGCACGAAAAAAUGCAAGGAGUCAACAUUGGCUAUUUCGAUUUGACACGGGAUGUCGAAGAGGCAUAUGAAGCUAAGCACGGCGAUUCCAGGGACAGGGCUGAAGAGCUCACGAUUGUUCAUUUCAAGAGCACUGGUGGUCGACGCCAAGGUUCAAAAUACGGGGCAAAGGACAAACUUGCAGCCGAAGGCAAAAGCUCUGUUCGACGAUCAACGUCCAAUUCAGCCGACCACCCCCCUCCUCCAUACUCGCCCGGUGGUGCCGCUGGCACCACGUCGCUUGGUGGUAGCUCAUUAGCUGCUGCAGCGAAGAGCAAACCAGCCCCUCCACCUCCACGACCGAAACCCGGUCACUUGGGCGGUCCGCAUGUCGAAACUGUGACUGCACUCUACGAUUAUGAAGCUCAGGCGCACGGGGACCUCAGCUUUUCAGCUGGUGAUGUUAUUGAAAUCGUCAGCCGUACGAGUAACGAGAACGAGUGGUGGACAGGACAACUGAAUGGUAAAGAGGGACAAUUUCCAGGCAAUUACGUCCAACUCAAUUGA